AUGCUAUACCUAAGAAAAGUCCUGCUUCUGGGUGCCUUCCUUUCGGCUUCUACAGCUCUCUCCCAAGAUCAAGCACAAGUGAUAAAUAUCUACGAAAACAUAGAUUAUCAGGGAACUCCCCUGACUAUUACUGAGUUUGGUUCUUGCAUUGAUUUAUUGCACUCAGGCAUCCCUCGGGUUGGGUCUGUUAAUAUAAACACUGCCGCAGUGUCUUGCAUAUUCCAUGCAGAGUAUCGCUGUGUAGGGGCUGCAGUCGAGGUGGGAUACCUAGGAACCAACGACUUUUCUAGGGACUUCGGAGGUUUCGAGCCCGUCACUGUCGUUUGUUUCAAGAACGAAUAA
Messenger RNA from Microsporum canis CBS 113480, 342 nucleotides. RefSeq lists its product as uncharacterized. The transcript has 4 exons. The record is from RefSeq and is a predicted model, not a curated record. Lineage: Eukaryota; Fungi; Ascomycota; Eurotiomycetes; Onygenales; Arthrodermataceae. Bases 1 to 342 code for a protein of 113 amino acids.